AUGAGGCCCGAUGCAGGGUCCAUUGACCUGGGAUCGAUCAACGUUCGAUCCUCGAGGCCUCCAGUGAAGGAGGACGAGGUCGAUCGUAACAAGCGGCGAGAGUCAACAGAAAAGCAGAAGAACGCAUUGGACUUAAAAAAGAAAAAUGAGAAGAAGAAGAACCUCGAGCGCCAAGCGCUGGAGAUGCGCCGAGCGAAAUCCAGGCAGAGGGGGGAGCCUAAGGAAGAGUCCCCUAAUGAGGACGAUGGCGGUGUUGGUGACGACGACAGCGACGACUCCGAGGGGAUGGCGUCCCGUCUUGACAAGAUCCUCGAGGAUCCACCUCGAGCCGACGCUGACGCCCCGCGGACGGGAGCACCAAAGGAGGGGCCAAGCAGGUCUCUUGAGAGGCAACAGAGGGAGUCUUCCCCUCGCCACUCCCGUGCUGAUACCCCUCCCACGCCUGCGCAAAGUCGGUCCGUCCCGCGCCCCCAACCACCCCUGCGCUAA
Sorghum bicolor (sorghum) is the source of this 489-nucleotide messenger RNA. RefSeq lists its product as uncharacterized. The record is from RefSeq and is a predicted model, not a curated record. The transcript has 2 exons. NCBI's taxonomy places the organism in Eukaryota, Viridiplantae, Streptophyta, Magnoliopsida, Poales, Poaceae. The coding region runs from base 1 to 489 and encodes 162 amino acids.